This is a messenger RNA of Fusarium odoratissimum NRRL 54006, 3830 nucleotides long. RefSeq names its product isocitrate lyase. Gene Ontology annotation, cellular component: mitochondrial matrix. Bases 308 to 2104 code for a protein of 598 amino acids. Lineage: Eukaryota; Fungi; Ascomycota; Sordariomycetes; Hypocreales; Nectriaceae. Gene Ontology annotation, molecular function: methylisocitrate lyase activity; isocitrate lyase activity. The record is from RefSeq and is a predicted model, not a curated record. The transcript is spliced from 3 exons.
GAGUUGGGGUUUUAUUCUUGCAAUGAUGGCCAAGUUGGAAUAAGUAUGGUAGAUUAAUAUAAAGAUUAUGAUUAUCGUAGCUUUAACUUGAACUCAAGAAAGGGAUUAUUAUUAAUUAUUUCUGUUGUCUUGGUGGGCGCUGGCUGGUCUUGCAGCUAUCACGGGCUUCAAGUCAUCCUCCGCAAGUGCUCGACUUUAUUAUUCAUCCAAUCCCCGUUAUUCCCGAUCUAUCCACCACCACCACCACCACUUUCUCCUUCACCAACUUCCCUCCUCCUCCCUCUUUCACCUCACAACAACACCCAAAAUGUUGCGCAGACUAUCAACUCGAGCUCCCCAGCGCCUCCUCUCCGCUUCCAAACCCCGAAGCGUAGCACCCCUCCUCGCCAUCCGCGCCAUAUCCACCACCUCCGUCGCAAAGAUGUCGCAGCUCAGCACGCACGCUACACAACCCGCCGAUGCAUUCCAGCUUCUGCCAGAGUCGCAAAAGGCUGGCGAGGCGGAGGAUCGGCUAUAUGAAGCUACGGUGAAGGAGAUUGAGGCGUGGUGGGCUUCGCCGAGAUAUCAGGGUAUCAAGAGGCCGUAUAGUGCAGAGGAUGUUGCGACCAAGAGGGGCACGCAGAAGGUUCAGUAUCCUAGCUCUGUUAUGGCGCAGAAGCUCUUUAAUCUGAUUAAGGAGCGCGUGGCCAAAGGAGAGCCUAUUCACACCAUGGGCGCAAUUGACCCUGUUCAAAUGACCCAACAAGCUCCUCACCAAGAAGUCCUCUACAUCUCAGGCUGGGCCUGUUCCUCCCUCUUAACCUCUACCAACGAGGUAUCUCCCGACUUCGGCGACUACCCCUACAACACCGUUCCCAACCAAGUCCAGCGUCUAGCCAAGGCGCAGAACAUGCACGAUCGCAAGCAGUGGGAUCUUCGUCGCAAAAUGACAGCUGAGGAGCGCGCAAAGACACCAUACGUUGACUACCUCCGCCCUAUCAUUGCAGAUGGUGAUACUGGCCAUGGUGGUCUCUCUGCUGUUCUUAAGCUCGCUAAGCUGUUCGCUGAGAAUGGUGCUGCGGCUGUUCACUUUGAGGAUCAGCUCCAUGGUGGAAAGAAGUGUGGUCAUCUGGCUGGAAAGGUUCUUGUCCCUAUUGGAGAGCAUAUCAACCGUCUUGUUGCUACGCGCUUUCAGUGGGAUGUCAUGGGUUGUGAGAACCUCGUCAUUGCUCGAACAGACUCUGAGUCUGGCAAGCUUCUCUCGUCUGCUAUCGACGUGCGCGACCACGAAUUCAUUCUCGGUGUUUCAGACCCCUCGAUUGAGCCUCUCGCUGAGACCAUCCAGGCUAUGGAGGCUAAGGGUGCUGUUGGCGCUGAGAUCGAUGCCUUUGAAGCUCAGUGGGUCAAGAACACCAAGCUCGUCACCUUUGACGAAGCUGCUGUCGCGCACAUGAAGAAGGAGGGUGUUUCACAAGCCAAGAUUGACGAGUAUCUCGCCGAGACUGAGAAGGACCACGACAUGGGUAUCUCCCGCCGCCGUGGCCUUGCAAACAAGUACACCAAGGAGCCUGUGUACUUCAACUGGGACGUUCCCCGUACCCGCGAAGGUUUCUACCAUUACCGCGCUGGUAUGCGGGCGGCUACCAAGCGCGCUCUUGCAUUCAGUCCCUACGCGGACCUCCUCUGGGUUGAGACAGGUGAUCCCAAUGUUGAAGUAGCCACUAAGCUUGGCCGUGCUGUUCGCGAGGUCAACCCCGGCAAGGGACUCGUGUACAACCUUUCUCCCUCAUUCAACUGGAUGGCUCACGGUUUCACUGAUGAGACCCUCAAGUCGUUCAUCUGGGACAUUGCUCGUGAAGGAUUUGUUCUUCAGCUUAUCUCUCUUGCUGGCCUGCACUCCAACGCUACAAUCACAACUGAGCUGUCGCGCGAGUUCAAGAAGGAUGGUAUGAAGGCUUAUGUUGAUAUCGUGCAACGCCGUGAGAAGGAUCUUAAGUGCGAUGUUUUGACGCAUCAGAAGUGGAGUGGCGCAAGCUACAUUGAUGGUAUUCUGGGAGCUAUUCAGAGUGGAAGCUCGAGCAGCAAGAGUAUGGGCGAGGGAAACACUGAGGGACAGUUCCAUUAGAGGGAGGCUAGGAGAAGGAAAAGCAUGCGCCGGAGUUUGGGUAUCUUUUUGUAUAUUGAUGAAUACUCUACAAAUGAUAUUGUAUAUGAUCAGCCAGGUUCAUCCUCGCAAGUGACUGUGCACACGACUACUAUAUCCUUCCCGCUUACUCUCUCCCUCUCUUCACCCCUUACAACGAGUCCUUGCUAGCAUUGUUCUGGGGAGGAGGAUGCGCAGGUCCCUCGGCAGUAACAUAGCACUUGGUCAUACCACCAUCAACCGCAAAAUCAUGCCCGUUGACAAAGCUGGACUCAUCACUAGCCAAGAACAGAACAGCCUGCGCCUGCUCAACAGCCUCACCAAACCGCCCCAUAGGGAAGUGAACCUCACGUCUGUGACGCUUCUCCUUAUCAUCACCGAGCCAAUCCUGCAGGAGUGGUGUGUUAAGCGGCGCAGGGCAGAGGUUGUUGAACCUGAAGCCCUCGCGGGCGUGAACCAUGGCGAGUUCACGAGUGAGCGCGAGGACAGCGCCCUUGCUGGCGGUGUAGGCGAGCUGGGGGGUCGCGGCGCCGACGAGGGCGACGACGGAGGCAGUGUUGAUGAUGGAGGCUUUGGUCUUCUUGUUGCGGCGGAGCGAGAGGACGGCAUGUUUGCAGCCGAACCAGACGCCCUUGACGUUGAUGUUUUGGGUCAGGUCCCAGAUGUUCUCGGGGGUGUUGACGGCGUCGUCGUCUUGGGCGUGCAUGAUGCCGGCGUUGUUGAAGAGGACGUCAAUGCCGCCCCAGGAGUCGAGGGAUUCGAUCAUGGCCUGGACCUCUGAUUCCUUUGAGACGUCGACUUUCUGUCACGAGUUAGUACUACUGUCGAAAGAAGUGAUGUGGUGUGGUAUUGGACGUACGAGAAUCUCAACGCGGGGAGCAUCGGGGACGAGCUGCUUGACCUUUGCGGCGGCCUUUUCGAGAGCAGGUUGAGAGAUGUCGGACAUGAGGAUGGAAGCGCCCUCCUUGGCGAAGAGAAUGGAGGUCUCAAGACCGAUGCCACUGCGAUCGUCAGUAUCAUGCACCACAACAAGACAAAGAAACAUACCCUCCAGCGCCGGUGAUGACGGCGUUCUUUCCAGCGAGACGACCCAUUGUGAAUAUUUAAAAGUUAGGUUUUGAAGAAAGAAGAAAGAAGAAAUCGUUGUAUGAAGAAAGAAUAAGAGUUGAAGUGGCGGGUAUCUUGUGAAAAAUAUAUAGGAUUUGAUGGAUGGUGACACAAUGAGGGGCAGAGGGGUCCUUAUUCUUUAAGCUUCCCUCUUAUCGAAAGCGUCUGGAAGCUCCGAUAAGCUGGAAUGGAAAAGGGCGGUAGAGCUAAGGUAAGGUCGUCUGAUUUUCAUGGGCCAGUCAUGGGAAAGAUCGUGGAGAUGGUAUAUUCCGAGAACGGACGAGGGCGGUUGGCGGUUGGAGUGGAUUUGGACGUUAGUGGAGGCUGUCAUCGCGGCUAUUAUUAAAGAUUACAGUUGAUGGGUACAGUAUUAGUGGCUUGGUCAACUGUAUGGGUCGUGAUGGCUGAGGUGAGGUGUGAGCUGGAGAGCUGGAGGGGAGCUUAUCAGUUGAAGGUGAUAUUGAUAGAGGUACAUGAGCUGAGGAACAUGAUAACAAAUGUGUCGAGUUCGAUGCCGUCUUUGAUGGUAAUUCUAAUUCCAUCAGACCCUGUUCAUCUGAGCCAGCCAAUUAAAUACAGCCAUAGCUUAGCUAUAAUCAAA